GCAGACUGCAGCAGACUUUGAAAUAACCCAUGGAUGCCCAUGGAUAAAAUAUUUAUAAAGGUACUUAUCCCCGUCAGACGAAUGGCGAAUUGACCUGCCUGAGAACCUACAAUGACUAAGCAAAUUUCUUCUGAAAGCGUAAAAGGCAAAGGAAAAUCCAAGUUUCGGUGGCUACUACACGCUGGAACCUGAAAAAUUCCGUCGUGAAGUAGGUUUAUGGACGGAAAACGAUCUAUAAAAAUGGAUCCACUGUCACCUGGCCCUUGCCUUGAUAUUAGUGAUGAUGAAUUGGUGUCUAUAUCAGUCAGGGAUCUGAACAGACAACUAAAGCUACGUGGACUGUCACGGGAUGAAAUAGUACGUAUGAAACAACGUAGACGCACUUUAAAAAACAGAGGAUAUGCUGCCAGUUGCCGCAUCAAAAGAAUCGAACAAAAGGAUGAACUGGAAUCAGAAAAAACACAGGAAUACAGGGACAUGGAAGCUAUGCAAGAGGACAAUAAUCGUAUGAGAGAAGAAAUAGAAUCUUGGCAUUCAAAGUAUCUUGCAUUGAAAAAAUUUGCAGCAGAAAAAAAGAUUCAUAUUCCACCUGAAUUAGAGACAAUAUAA
This is a messenger RNA of Dufourea novaeangliae, 609 nucleotides long. It is a transcript of the gene maf-S, whose product is annotated as transcription factor MafK. Lineage: Eukaryota; Metazoa; Arthropoda; Insecta; Hymenoptera; Halictidae. Gene Ontology annotation, biological process: regulation of transcription by RNA polymerase II. The transcript has 3 exons. The record is from RefSeq and is a predicted model, not a curated record. The coding region runs from base 217 to 609 and encodes 130 amino acids. Gene Ontology annotation, molecular function: DNA-binding transcription factor activity, RNA polymerase II-specific; RNA polymerase II cis-regulatory region sequence-specific DNA binding. Gene Ontology annotation, cellular component: nucleus.